Molecule: messenger RNA, 990 nt
Organism: Meira miltonrushii
Lineage: Eukaryota; Fungi; Basidiomycota; Exobasidiomycetes; Exobasidiales; Brachybasidiaceae
Exons: 1
Coding region: 13-906 (297 amino acids)
Biological process (GO): poly(A)-dependent snoRNA 3'-end processing; nuclear mRNA surveillance; U4 snRNA 3'-end processing
Cellular component (GO): nucleolus; nuclear exosome (RNase complex); cytoplasmic exosome (RNase complex)
Source: RefSeq, a predicted model, not a curated record
CAUAUAAGCAACAUGGCAAAGAAGGAGCGUGGUUCCUUAGAUCUUAGGCCGAUCAAGAUAGAACAAGGUCUAUUGGGUCAUCAAGAUGGAAGUGCAUUGUUCUCCUUUGGUCCUGUAUCAGCUCUAGCAGCCGUUAGUGGUCCAAGUGAAGUUCGUAUACGUGAUGAAAGGACGGAUAGAUCAGCAUUACAAAUUCACUUCACACCUUUACAGGGUAUUGCAGGAACGUCUGCAACCACAUUCGAAAGCACGCUACAGGGAAUAUGGCAAAAUACACUGCAGCUACAUUUAUAUCCAAGAUCGCUGGUUCAAAUUCACUUGCAAACAUAUGCUUCUCCACCUCAACUUGUCAGUCAUCCUCUCUUACAUCCUGAUCAAAGAACACCGAUCGAUCAACCACCAAUUCAACCUCCUCAUCCGGAUGCUCCCAUUUCAGUCUCUCUAAGAGCAGCACAUAUCAAUGCUACCACUUUGGCUUGCUUGGAUGGUUCGAUCCCAAUGCGAAGUAUGGUAGCCGCCUGUUCAGCAGUAGUGAUACGGAAAGGAAUUCGGUCUAAUCUAAUGCGUGGUUGGAGAGCAGGAGAGACAAACCCAACCGAACAGGAAACCCAAAGUGAUUCAGAUCAUUUUGAAAUUCUAUUGGAUCCAACACCAUACGAAGAAAGUUUAGCAAAAAGUUCACACGUUUUCGCUUUCGCAUUUGAAAAACUUGCCAAUCAAUCCGAUUUUCACUCUGGAUUGAUCUAUAACGAUAGUCAAGGCACACAGAGCGGGGCAGACUAUCUGAAUUGCUUAAGUUUAUGCAGAGAAGCAAGUCAGAACAUCGUCAAACUCAUGAGAGAUACAAUGGCUCGACGUCUGCUCGGUGCACAGGAAGAGAAAGGGGAUACAUCAAUGGAUGCAUAGAUUUGGAAUACAAGCAAGCAUUCACCUCACUGUAUACUAGACAAUGCAAACUUAUUCAGAGAAUGGUAAAUCAUGUGUGUGUGC